This is a messenger RNA of Diatraea saccharalis (sugarcane borer), 1272 nucleotides long. Lineage: Eukaryota; Metazoa; Arthropoda; Insecta; Lepidoptera; Crambidae. The record is from the annotation of a GenBank genome assembly.
UCGAGAUAAUACUUUUGGUUAAUUUUUGAUCACCCAUCAUAUGACGGCCCAUUGCAAAAGUUGCUUAACAACCGUAUCGCAGACCGAGCGAGCUAACCAUCAGGUAUAAUAACGAAGAUUAAUUUAAGGCAGAUAAAGCGAUAUUGUAUGGAUACAAAUUCUCGUCGUGUUCUUGGCGCGUGCGUGCUGUACUACAACUCAAGAGGAUUCCAUUUGAGGAGCGUUCUGUGGACAUCGUAAGCAAACGUACUCAGCUCUCAGAGGAAUACCGUGCCAUCAAUCCAGCGCAAAAAGUACCUUCUCUCGUCAUCGAUGGUGUAACUCUGAUCGAGUCCAUGGCUAUCCUUCAAUACUUGGAUGACACACGACCAGAACCGAAGCUUAUCCCAAGUCCACCUCUCGCUAAAGCUCGUAUGUUUGAGAUUUGUGAGACUAUUGUAUCCGGAAUUCAACCUCUUCAAAACAUCGCAUUGAAAAAUCAUUUUGACACUGAAGAACAAUUCCACAAAUUCACUAGGCAUUGGUGUGAUCGUGGAUUGAAAACAUUGGAAGAUCUGUUGACCAAAAGCUCCGGCCGCUACUGCCUCGGAGACCAGUUGACUUUGGCUGAUAUAUGCCUAGUACCACAAUUAUUUAAUGCGACGACAAGAUUGCAGCUAACACUUGACAAAUAUCCAACAUUGUCAAAGUUGUACGAAUGUCUUCUUAAUGAAAGCGUAUUUAAACAAACGCAUCCUAAGAAUAUUUAAGCUUGUAAUAAUAUGUAUAUUAAAUAUAUAUACAUCUAUAGUCUCUUUAUUAUAAUUUGAUCAAUUCCGCAUUCUUAAAUUUGAAUUGAAUUGGAAAAUAUUCUUAAUGAAAACGCUUAAGAAAUCCGUUUUGUCGCUGGGCCUUUGAGACGGGAUUCAACCUCACGACCUUUCGCAGUUGCUUUUUUUGUUAAAUAUAUAAUUAAUUUCAUUAUUAUUAAUUCAUAUCGAAAUUACUAACGGUUCUUACAUUCUCAUUUACUGACUUACUUCUUUCGGUUUGCGUAAAAUGAAGGGUUCUGAAUUCAUCUCUGAAUAUUAUUGUAUAUAAAUAUGGACUUAUGAAUUGAAAAUUUAUUAAAUAAAAUAGCACUAUUACGUUGUGUUAAAAAAUUGUGCAACCUUCAUAUAUUUUUAUUUGUAAUAUUUGAAUGUGACGUUACGAGUAAAUUAUUUUUAAAUUAAACAGAUAAAUAAUUUUAGUAUCUAAAAUGACAUUCAACUGAUUGGUUAAGUGUGCACA